Molecule: messenger RNA, 1134 nt
Organism: Lodderomyces elongisporus
Lineage: Eukaryota; Fungi; Ascomycota; Pichiomycetes; Serinales; Debaryomycetaceae
Gene: MNN9
Product: mannosyltransferase complex subunit
Exons: 1
Coding region: 1-1134 (377 amino acids)
Biological process (GO): cell wall mannoprotein biosynthetic process; protein N-linked glycosylation
Cellular component (GO): mannan polymerase complex
Molecular function (GO): alpha-1,6-mannosyltransferase activity
Source: RefSeq, a predicted model, not a curated record
AUGGUAUAUUACAGGAAUCCAUAUAUCAACUAUAUUCGAAGGAAGCCGCUUGCUUUGCUAGCACCACUUACUUUACUUGUCAUCAUCUACUUAUUUUUCUUUUCAUCUUCAUCGUCAACAGGGUCUGGAUCUGCUUUAACGAAGGGCCAGAACAAAUAUAGCUAUACGAAAAAGACAAAGGGUUGGUUCAAUAGUAACCCAAACAAAGAUUCGGUAAUUAUCAAAGAUUUACCCAAAAAUCGAAUCAGUCACCAUGAUUUGAACAAGUUGACCACCUCACCAGAUGCUCUAGCAAAGCGAGAGGAGUUGUUGAUCUUGACACCAAUGUCGAAAUUCUUGCCCGAGUUUUGGCAGAAUUUGAAUAAGCUAACGUAUGACCAUUCCUUAGUGUCAUUAGGGUUUAUUUUUCCUAGAACCGAGGAAGGUGAUGUAGCAUUGAAGGGUGUGGAACAUGCUUUGAAAGAGGCAAAGGCCAAGGGAACCUUGAAUUGGAAAAAGGUCACUUUACUAAGACAAGAUUCAGGGUCCUUGGAGAGUCAAUUGGAAAAAGACAGACACGCUUUUAAUGUUCAGAAGGAGAGAAGGUCGAUGAUGGCUAUUGCCAGAAACUCGCUCUUGUUCACCACGAUUUCGACCAAAACCUCAUGGGUCUUGUGGCUUGAUUCAGAUAUUGUUGAAACUCCGCCAACACUUGUCCAGGAUAUGACCGCACACAAUAAACCAGUGCUAUCAGCCAAUGUUUAUCAAAGGUAUUAUGAUGAAGAUCUCAAAAAGAAUUCAAUUAGACCAUACGACUUUAACAAUUGGAUUGAAAGCGAAGAAGGUUUGAAGAUCGCAAAUGAGAUGGCGGAUGAUGAGAUUAUUGUGGAAGGAUACGCUGAGAUUGCGACAUAUAGACCUUUAAUGGCACAUUUCUAUGAUGCUAAGGGAGAUGCAAAUACAGAGAUGGCAUUGGAUGGUGUUGGAGGCGGAGCAGUUUUGGUCAAAGCCGAUGUUCACAGAGAUGGUGCAAUGUUCCCAUCGUUUCCAUUCUAUCAUUUGAUAGAAACUGAGGGUUUUGCAAAGAUGGCAAAGAGAUUGGGCUAUGAAGUAUUUGGGUUGCCCAACUAUCUAGUGUUUCAUCACAAUGAGUAG